AAUUUACAUUGUUUAAUUAAUUUAAAGUAGUCUAUGACAAUAGAGACUCAGUCAUUUGCAUGAACUCUACUACUACUUACUCCGACAUCUCUUCAUGUAUAAAUAUGCUAGAAUAAUUUAUAGUAUAAAACAGUCUCAAAGUAUCUACCUUUGUCUCUACAUUAUCUUAUCCUAUAACUCUCUAUUAUCAAAACAUCACACGCUACAAGCGCGACGUUACCAAAUACCACCACGACGAGUGGACUAUCGCUGAAGAGAUUAAUAAAUCCUUCAUCCCAAAACUCAAACAUUACACUGUGGACACGACUCAAGUCGUUAACGCUCACUACAAAGGAGCAGAAAUCAGUAGAUUACACGGAAGAGCAGCAACUGAAAUCUUCGAACAACUCUCAAUUAUUAAAGCUGGAGAAAUUUCAACAGCAGAAGCACACCAACUUUUGGACGAAGCCAUCGAAAGUGCCAGAAGACUUGCGACUCAUGCCUAGUUCCAAGGUAAGCAGCAUGAUGAAGACGCUAAAGACUACGCCAUUAGAGCACUUAACUUACCCCCCAGUCUUAAACACUUGGAAACUAAAGACUCGGGCAGCAAACGAGAAGCUUUUGAUGACGAAUUUAUUGCCAUGUACAACGAAACCAACUAUCAACGAGUGCUUCGAGCAGCUACCAUCAACCCUUCCAAUGGACGAGGUCGAGGAGGAUAUUCAAAUUCCUCAAGUUGGAACAGCAAUAGAGGAGGAGGACGUGGUUAUUUUGGCCGAGGAGGACCAAAAAACUACUUUGGAGGAAGGGGACGUGGGAACCCAACCUUCUACAACAACAACAACUUCUCCAACAAUUCUCACAGUACAACAUCAGCAGACCACACAACCACGAGACCUCCCAGUCAACAAUAACGCAAAAGUGUGUACAAGUACCACAAAUCAAGGAAUUAUCAGCACCACAACAAUUACAACAACAUCAAUAAUUCUACAGGAUCUAGCAAUUCAAAUUCAGGACUUAUGCAACAAAUAUCAACAACUACAGGUUACAGAAUGGUGUGACAAAGAAAAUGCUCAGUUUUUUGAACGCGAAAACUAGACAAUCAACUCACAAAAUAUACGAUAAUGGAUGGAAACUAUGGAUUUCAUUGUGUCAACAACAACAACCUUUGUACGAACCGUUGAAAUACGAUGAGCAAACCGUGGUAUAAUUUUUAUUAGCCUACAAGGAUUAUAGUAGUACACACUUGAACACUUUGAGAUCAUCAAUCGCUUCAGUUUUCUCCGUAAUCCAUAGUGACAAACCACCAAUCGCCGAACAACCAUUAGUCAAAGAAUUUUUCGCAGCUAGACGAAAUUUGGAAGUUCGAAUCCCUACGGAACAACAAUCAACAACAUGGGAUGUACAUAUGCUAGUAGACUACAUUAAAAAACAUCUAUCACCAACAGCCGAUCUCAGUCUUGAUCAACUGCAAUUGAAAACAAUUUUAUUACUAUGCAACCAUGUAGCGUC
This is a messenger RNA of Gilbertella persicaria, 1491 nucleotides long. RefSeq lists its product as uncharacterized. The record is from RefSeq and is a predicted model, not a curated record. Bases 478 to 1077 code for a protein of 199 amino acids. The transcript has a single exon. Lineage: Eukaryota; Fungi; Mucoromycota; Mucoromycetes; Mucorales; Choanephoraceae.